AUGGAUCUGGGCAGUAGCUAUGGGGGAGGAGGUUUGGGGGGAGGGGGAGGGGGAGGGGCAGCAGCAGCAGCAGGAGGAGGAGACCUGAGUUGGGGCCUGGGGAUGGGGUACCAGGGUGGUGUGGGGGGGGGAGGACUUGGGGGGAUUGGAGGGGGGUUGGGUGCGGUACUGGCCAGUUAUCAAGGAGCAGGAGGAGCAGCAGGGGGAGCAGGGGGAGGGGGGAUAGGGGGGAUGGGGAGUGGUGCUGCCGGUGGUGGCUCUCUGACUGGUUUCUCUUCUGCUUAUGAUGCUGCUAGUUACGUUGAUGCGUCUGGUUACCACCCUCCGUCUGGUUACACUACCUCGUCUGGUUACCAGCCUUCGCCUGGUGCUGGUUUUGAUGAUCCUUCAAAGCGCAGGAGGGUGCAGGAUCGCCCCUUUGUCAAAACAGAGGCAUCCGAGCCUCAUGGUCACGCCCAGGGCCAGGGGCAGGGGCAGGCUCGGAUUGAGCUUCGGUUGCUGGGGCAAGCGAUAGGGUCGGUGCUGGGGAAGGGUGGGAACACGAUCAAGAACAUUCGGCAGAUGUCUGGAGCUAACAUCAAGAUCCAGCCCCCGGAAGCAGGCAACACGGACAGGAUUGUCGAGAUUUCUGGCAACCCAACGCAGGUGUCCAGUGCAGAAGCUCUGAUCAAGGCGUGUGCUGCUGCAAGAUAA
Messenger RNA from Closterium sp. NIES-65, 693 nucleotides. NCBI's taxonomy places the organism in Eukaryota, Viridiplantae, Streptophyta, Zygnematophyceae, Desmidiales, Closteriaceae. The record is from the annotation of a GenBank genome assembly.